Molecule: messenger RNA, 381 nt
Organism: Paramecium tetraurelia
Lineage: Eukaryota; Ciliophora; Oligohymenophorea; Peniculida; Parameciidae
Exons: 2
Source: RefSeq, a predicted model, not a curated record
AUGGACUUGAGUGUAAAAAAGUUAUUUGGAGUUUUGAUUAACGGUUUUCAAAUCCACCCCGAUGUAUAAAUCAUUUUUAUUUAAGAAUGCUUAGGAAAUUGUUUGGAAUGCGAUGACACUACAAUGACAAGUUGUAGUAAAUGUAUUCCUGGAAGAGAUAACCAAAAUCCUAGCGAUAAAACGUGCUCAAUAGAUUGUAUAGGAUUUACAAGUUGCUCUAUAGUUUCUAAUACAUAUGUGUAUAGUAAUGUUUGCAUGCCUGGAACUGUGCUUAGAUAGGACCGUUGUGCUUGUACAUUUUCAAUAAUAGUUUAUAGCAUGUCCAGAUGGUUGUUUAACUUGUACUUAGGAUACAAUGUACAUGAUGAAGAGAACUUGUGA